Messenger RNA from Rhineura floridana, 903 nucleotides. RefSeq names its product gap junction delta-2 protein-like. Lineage: Eukaryota; Metazoa; Chordata; Lepidosauria; Squamata; Rhineuridae. The transcript is spliced from 3 exons. The coding region runs from base 1 to 903 and encodes 300 amino acids. The record is from RefSeq and is a predicted model, not a curated record. Gene Ontology annotation, cellular component: connexin complex. Gene Ontology annotation, biological process: cell communication.
AUGGGAGAGUGGACCAUUUUGGAAAGGCUGCUGGAGGCUGCGGUGCAACAGCAUUCCACCAUGAUCGGGAGGAUCCUGCUGACAGUGGUGGUGAUCUUCCGCAUUCUGAUUGUGGCCAUCGUGGGUGAGACGGUUUACGAGGAUGAGCAGACAAUGUUUAUGUGUAACACGCUGCAGCCGGGCUGCAACCAGGCCUGCUACGACAAGGCCUUCCCCAUCUCCCAUAUCCGCUACUGGGUGUUCCAGAUCAUCCUGGUGUGCACACCCAGCCUGUGCUUCAUCACCUACUCGGUGCACCAGUCAGCCAAGCAGCGGGACCGGCGGUACUCAUUCCUCUAUCCGCUGCUGGAGAAGGACUGCAUCCAUGAGAGGAGGAAGAUGAAGAACGUCAAUGGCAUUUUGGUGCAGAACCCCGACAGCUCGUCCAGGGAGGAACCUGACUGCCUGGAGGUGAAGGAGAUCCCCAGUGCCCCCAUGCGGCCCCCCAAGAAUUCCAAGGUCAAGCGCCAGGAGGGCAUCUCUCGCUUCUACAUCAUCCAGGUGGUUUUCCGCAAUGCCUUGGAGAUCGGUUUUCUGGCAGGGCAGUACUUCCUGUACGGGUUCAAUGUGCCAGCCAUCUUUGAGUGCGACCGCUACCCAUGCGUCAAAGAGGUGGAGUGCUACGUGUCCCGGCCCACCGAGAAGACUGUUUUCCUGGUCUUCAUGUUUGCUGUCAGCGGGAUCUGCGUUCUCCUCAACCUGGCUGAACUCAACCACCUCGGCUGGCGCAAGAUCAAGACAGCCAUCCGGGGAGUACAGGCCAGGCGAAAAUCCAUCUGCGAGGUGCGUAAGAAGGACCUCUCCUCUCUGGCCCAAGUGCCUACGCUCGGACGAACACAGUCGAGUGAGUCUGCCUACGUUUGA